This is a messenger RNA of Angiostrongylus costaricensis, 942 nucleotides long. The record is from the annotation of a GenBank genome assembly. Lineage: Eukaryota; Metazoa; Nematoda; Chromadorea; Rhabditida; Metastrongylidae.
AUGAUCGACGUACGUCUAUUUCUUGUUCCUCCUGUACUUCCAUUUUUACUAGUGGUAGGUUUGAAGCAAGCUCCAUGGCUCAACUUUGGUCUAUCGAACCCAAAUGCACACGCUCCGCCAACGUUCACAGCGAAUGAAACCAGAUAUGAAGAUAGAGUGUUUUCCAACUCUUCCGUGAAAUCACCAGCAAUACGUUUAAAUCCGCUGCUAAAAUCUACGACGUUAUCUGGUCACCCUUCAACACCGAGAACAGUAACGGAAGUGGCAAACGAAGAUGUCGAAAGGACCUCGAAUAAAGACGGGAAAAACAAGGCAUCUGAGAAGAACAUACUCAACAAAGCCUGGAAAAGUGAAAUCGUGAAUGAAAUUUUGGAUGAAAGGGCGCUGGAAAAUGUUUCGAAGGAUGGCCUAGAGAAAAGCAUCAAAGAAGAGAAGAUGUUUAAAGAGGCCUUCAAUAAAUGCACGGAUGCAAGGUUCUCAAAGAAGGUUGUGGACAAGAGUGCAUCGAUAGACAACUUGAAGAGGAAUGCUUUAGAAGAAAACGUGCUCAAGAACACCUCGGAAGAAAAUAGAAAGAAGAAGGUUUCGAAGGAGAACAUGAAUAGUUCCAAUGCCGUGGAAAAGAAUGUGGUUAAGAACGAAGCAAGGAAGAGCAUGAAUAAGAAGGCGGUGGAAGAGGUAGUGAUCAUCAGCUCCUCCGAUGAGAGUGCGAAUGAGGCCACAGAAAACAAGCAGAUGGUUAAGGAUCGAAAAACUUCCAUAGAGUCACGAAAGAGGAAGAUCAAGAAGAUGAAUGAGUUUUCAAAAGAAAAUAAGAUGUUCAAGGAGGACUUCGAAAACGGGCCAAAAAACUUUUUUCAAGCUACGAAAGAGGAUAUUUACAAAUCCCUUUCUAUUGCAUUAGAUUUUUUAAUAAUGAGGACCGUUAAACGAGAGCUGUGA